Messenger RNA from Penaeus vannamei (Pacific white shrimp), 2650 nucleotides. It is a transcript of the gene Alg1, whose product is annotated as ALG1, chitobiosyldiphosphodolichol beta-mannosyltransferase. Gene Ontology annotation, cellular component: endoplasmic reticulum. Gene Ontology annotation, molecular function: mannosyltransferase activity. NCBI's taxonomy places the organism in Eukaryota, Metazoa, Arthropoda, Malacostraca, Decapoda, Penaeidae. The record is from RefSeq and is a predicted model, not a curated record.
CCGAGUGAGGUCAAGAACAGACGAACCGCUAGAAGUCAAAUUAUCUAUUGAAGCAUUUCCUCAACAUUCGUGACCAAUGAACUCUCCCAUUGGAUUGUGUGAUUUCCUUUCUUGAUUUUUUUUUUCCCCGCUCUUUUACGAUGGUCCGAGGAGAUGAAUCCCAGUUGCGAGAGGGUCAUUGAUUGAGGAAGGAGAUUGACAUCUGUUGAAACCAAGCAUUUUACUUAAAGAUUAGUGAGUCAGGAUUGACAGAAAUGGGUUACCAGAGAGACAAGAAACGAGAACAAGUCACGCUGGUGGUGCUGGGAGACCUGGGGCACUCCCCUCGGAUGAACUACCAUGCACUUUCACUCUCCGAAGAAGGGUUCGAGGUCAACCUUGUAGGCUUCGCUGGGUCCAAACCACAGAUUGAGGUUCUCAAGGAUGAACAUAUCACUCUCACAUAUAUGAGGCCUUCGCCUGCAGCUUUUGGCAAUCUGCCCAGGGUGCUAGCAUAUUUCAUGAAGGUCCUAUGGCAAGCCAUUAUCCUCUUCUUUACCUUGUUGACAAGCCCAAGGAGUAAAGUAUUGCUCAUGCAGAACCCACCUGGAAUUCCCACAAUGCCUGUAUGCUGGUUCUUUUGUAUCAUUACUAGGACCAAGUUUUUGAUUGACUGGCACAACUAUGGGUACACCAUUAUGGCUAUUAAUCUUCGACAGAAUCAUCCCCUGGUCUUUGUUUACAGUUUAUGUGAGAGAAUCUUUGGUAAACAGGCCCAUGGGGGAUUGUGUGUCACCAAAGCCAUGAAGAUUAACUUAGCACAGAAAUGGGGCAUCCAAAAGGUGACUGUGUUAUAUGACCGUCCAGCUGAUCGAUUCCAUCCAAUAUCACUCGAAGAGAAGCACAAUCUCUUCAUGAAACUUUCCACAACAUACUCAUGCUUUUCUGGUUCCUCACCUGACAAGACAGUAUUUACUGAAAGGUAUGCGGAUGGCCGUGUCAUAGAGUGCGAAGACAGGCCAGCUCUCUUGGUGUCUUCCACAAGUUGGACAGAGGAUGAAGACUUUUCUAUCCUGUUCCAUGCCCUGGAGGACUAUGAGGGUGUACGGCAUGAAUUCCCAGACCACUACCCUCCGCUUAUUGUGGUGGUGACGGGGAAGGGGCCAAUGAAAGAGUACUACACAUCCCUGGUGGCGGAACGAAUGUGGAUGCACGUAGCAGUCAUCACUCCCUGGAUGACUGCAGAGGACUAUCCAACCUUGCUGGCUGCUGCAGAUUUGGGUGUGUGCCUACACUACUCUUCUUCAGGCCUGGACCUUCCAAUGAAGGUGGUGGACAUGUUUGGCAGUCGUCUCCCCGUGGCAGCCAUUGACUACCCAGCUCUCCCGGAGCUGGUUAAACACAAUGAAAAUGGACUUAUCUUCAAGAAUAAGGAGGAGUUGGCCAACCUCCUGCAGGACUGGUUCCGAGGAUUCCCACGUGAGACAGCUAUAAAGGAGACAUACUAUGACUUCUAUAAAAACCUAGACGAGUUCCGCAAGCUCAAGUGGCAUCCGUGUUGGACAUGCAAUGCCCUGCCCCUCUUCUUGGAUGGGGUAUCAGGGCAGCAGAGACUCACGAAUUGAGACUAACAAGCUGAGGGCCUUGAGGUGGACCUUGCUUCAUUCAGUUCAUACCAAUAUUCAGGUGAUUUUAGAUAAGGCUUAUAGAAGUUCAGAUAGCUAGAGUAGCUCAUAUUUGUUGAGUAGUUUUUUGUUGUUGUUGUUGGCAAAUCUUUCUGUUAUGUUUUGCUAGAUGAAGUAUUUUUGAACCUUUGGAAGACUUUGCCCUAUGUUUGUAAUAUAUUUGGUGUUUUACUUUUAUAUAACAAACAAAUAUUUUUGAAUAUUAAUAUUUUCAUAAUACUUUUUUUAUUAUUAUUAUUUUUGGAAUACAUAACAGCUCAUACUCUGUGACAUUAACUUUUGACAAGAAAAGAAGUGUUAUUAGUAGUGAACCAUAUCAGUGUACAAAUGAAAUGCUAUUAUUCAAACCAGUACAUUGGCAUGCAUUUUGAGAAGAGGAAUAUAUAAAAGAAAAUAUUACAUGUACAAUUUUUUUUUUUUACUGUAAUAUCCAGAUACCUUUAACCGUGUGCCAUUUAAUUUUUCUUACCUCCCAAAGCCGAAGGUACUGUGUGAAGGAUUGGAUUUGAGAUUUUGCGGAGAGGUUGAUUUUUGUAAUGGCCUCUGCUGCAGGAAGGAUGAUACUGACCCUAGAAAAUGUCUAUAUUUUCAUGUGACAAACAUAGAAAAGGCACGAAUGAGGAUGAAUGACACGGCAGUAUAGAAUAUGUAAUUAAUAUUUUGAUGUUGCAUUUUCUUCAGACAGAUUUUAUUCUUAUGAAGAUGUAAUAUAAAAACAUCAGUUAUACAUCUUCCUAUUGGAGCUAUUUACUCUCGUGUCUAUUCGUCUUACAACUUGAAAAACAAACAGGAAAAGUAUGCAGUAUUGGAAGAAAUAAUUGGUUACAUAGAUGUCUACGUGUUUUUGAGAAUUUUCAAUGUGUGCUUCAAUUAUUUUUUGUCACCUCAAUUGAAACUGUUAUUAUCAAAAAGAAAAAAAUAGUUUGAACAGGGAAGAUAUGUAGAUACUGCAAAAAUAAAAGAAAUAAGUAUGUCUUUUCUCAAAA